GCUUCGUAAAGCGCCGUCCGUAAACAGACUCUGGAAACAGACAGCAGUAUGAUGAAUGAGACUGACAGCUACUGAAUUCCAUUGAGAAGCCUGUCAUGUCGACCGAUGCGCAAUUGGAUGCGGCGCUGGAUCUCAUGCGACGUCUUCCGCCAGAGAGAAUCGACACCAGCUUGGGCGAAUUGGUUGACUUGGUGCCGGGCCUAUGCGAAGAUCUUCUAUCGUCGAUAGAUCAACCGCUGAAAGUCGCUCGAGAUAAUCUGGUCGGCAAGGAAUAUCUUCUAUGCGACUACAACAGAGAUGGGGAUUCGUACAGAUCUCCUUGGAGCAAUCGGUACGAUCCUCCGCUCGAAGACGGAGCGGUCCCGACGGACAGACUUCGACGCCUCGAGGAGGAGGCUAAUCAAGUCUUUGAGCAAUACAGACAGCUCUAUUACGAAGGUGGAGUGUCCUCUGUUUACUUGUGGGAGCUUUCGGGGAACGGCUUCGCUGGAGUCGUGCUCAUCAAAAAGGGCGGAGACAAUUCCGGGAAAAUUCAAGGUUCUUGGGACUCGAUUCAUGUCAUUGAAGUCCAAGAGAAAUCGUCCGGCAAAAACGCUCACUACAAGUUGACGUCAACCGUGAUGCUCUGGCUAAAGACGAUGUUCCCCGCCUCCGGUACCGUUUCUCUCGGUGGAUCGCUCAUGCGACAGUUCGAACAAGAUAUGCAGGUGACGGACAUCAAUCCCCAUAUCGUGAACAUCGGGAAAAUGAUCGAGGAAGCUGAAAACAAGAUCAAAGUCAGUCUCAGCGAGAUCUACUUCAGCAAAACGUUGAACGUCGUUAACGGGCUGCGAUGCAAGGACGGCGUCGAAGACGAUCAGAAGAAAUCGGAGCACCUCAAAGCACUGGAGAAAGCUUUAACUAAUCGCCACAAAUCGGCUCCGUCAGCAGACACCUGAAUGCAGUCGACGGUCCCGGGCGAAGGAAUAGUCUUCUGACCAAGGUUCAGCUUCUGAUUCCAUCAGGAUUGAUUGCUUGUGCUCUCCUGCCUCGGCUUGGCUCAUUCCAUGAAAAAUGGAAAAUAUCUAAAUUGAGAGAUACUGGGGUAGAUCAAGACCGAUCGGAUCGAAGCUAUUUUCGUAUAUUCACUCUUCCAAGACCGAGGACAUGUUUUUCACGGGAACUUUACGCAGCGAACAUGAGCGGGAUCCUGUGGCGAGGAAGAAAAAUUGGCGAACGAAGCUGGAAAGUGAACAUCAUAAUGUCGAUCGUGAGGGAUACAUGUUUCACGGAAAUCCUUCAAAAUCACAAUUUAAAGCUACGGAUGAACAGUGCGUUUGGUUACGAGUGACCUGGCGGACGAGGAAGGAACGCAACGAUUCAGACGUACCUAGCACGCGGAUCAUUCGAAUGAAGUCCUGCGCCCCGUAGAGCCCUCUGAACUUUGCGUAACGAGACUAUUGUAUAUGAGAGGCGCACACAGAACGCAAAUAAAUCUUCACAUGGAGCGACAUUUAUGCGCGCUCGGCGCUUCAA
Molecule: messenger RNA, 1515 nt
Organism: Galendromus occidentalis (western predatory mite)
Lineage: Eukaryota; Metazoa; Arthropoda; Arachnida; Mesostigmata; Phytoseiidae
Product: F-actin-capping protein subunit beta isoforms 1 and 2
Exons: 5
Coding region: 96-938 (280 amino acids)
Biological process (GO): negative regulation of filopodium assembly; barbed-end actin filament capping; cell morphogenesis
Cellular component (GO): cytoplasm; F-actin capping protein complex
Molecular function (GO): actin filament binding
Source: RefSeq, a predicted model, not a curated record